GAGCAGCUGAACGUGAUCUGCUUCUGAGUACGUUUGCACGGUGGCGGCAGUGACGUACGAUCACUCGCACAACUGCGAACACGGUUCACCGACACCUAUAUAUAUUGUGUUGUAUACCUAUUUCACUCGGCAUCGACGGCAAUAUACUCCCAGGUGUUGAAAAUGUCCGUUUAUCCAAUACUGUUGCAUGCAGGGGCAUGCUUGUGGUAUGUUUUCUUUUGGAACAACUUUUUAGUCAAUGGCAAGGAUCAAAAAGAAAGUGAUUGGGAUCCUAGGUACCGAGACAUACAUGAGAUGGGAACUAGGUUUCUCACCAAUUGGAAUCUAUUUAUGCAGACGUUGUUCUUUGUUGGUUGUUUAUUUCAUGAUUUAAUGAAAUUAUUAAACGGUCCUGACUGGUUGAAAUUAGGUUCGAAAUUUCAAACUUUACUCUCAUUGAGUUUUUCGUCGGUAUUGCUGCCAACUGGAAUUUUCGUGAGUGUCACAUUUUGGGUAAUGUAUGCUUAUGAUCGUGAAAUUAUCUACCCAAAAAUAGUUGACAGUUAUAUACCUUAUUGGCAAAAUCAUGGAAUGCACACAACUAUUUUACCACUAAUAUUGACCGAAUUAUUUACUACCCGACAUAAGUUCCCUUCAGUCACAGCUUCAAUGGUGAUAUAUUUGGGAUUUGGAGUUUGUUACGGAGUCGUUUUUUUGGCAACAUAUGUGGAAAAAGGACGUUGGGUAUACCCCCUAUUCGGCCUAUUUAGUUUACCAAUUUCAUUGGCUAUUAUGAUUGUUUUAUUUUUAAAACUAAUGUCAUUUUUAUUUGUCGGUAUAUUCAUCCAAAACAUGUACUGGGGAAAAGAAGAAAAGAAGCGAUACCGAAAACCUUUUAAGAAAUCAUCCUAAUACAAAUUUAGUACAAAUGUCUAGUAUUGUUUCAAAUAAAUAUACUUUAAUU
Rhopalosiphum padi (bird cherry-oat aphid) is the source of this 943-nucleotide messenger RNA. RefSeq names its product androgen-dependent TFPI-regulating protein-like. Gene Ontology annotation, cellular component: membrane; endomembrane system. The transcript has 6 exons. Lineage: Eukaryota; Metazoa; Arthropoda; Insecta; Hemiptera; Aphididae. The record is from RefSeq and is a predicted model, not a curated record. The coding region runs from base 163 to 891 and encodes 242 amino acids.